Mauremys reevesii (Reeves's turtle) is the source of this 4200-nucleotide messenger RNA. RefSeq names its product zinc finger protein 436-like. Gene Ontology annotation, molecular function: DNA-binding transcription factor activity, RNA polymerase II-specific; RNA polymerase II cis-regulatory region sequence-specific DNA binding. Gene Ontology annotation, biological process: regulation of transcription by RNA polymerase II. The coding region runs from base 331 to 2889 and encodes 852 amino acids. Gene Ontology annotation, cellular component: nucleus. NCBI's taxonomy places the organism in Eukaryota, Metazoa, Chordata, Testudines, Geoemydidae. The record is from RefSeq and is a predicted model, not a curated record. The transcript is spliced from 7 exons.
ACUGUAACAAUAGCACUUACUCCAAGGACAGAAGCACUGGGCAGCCUGAACAGUGUUACGGAGGCAACGACAUUCCAGCCUUCAGCACUUAACCACACGGGGCAGUACUAGCGAGAUCUACCAAACCAGCUAUCAGCAUCGAGCUGGGACAGCGCGCGAGGAGAGCACACACAUGCAAGCCGACUGAGAGAGGUGAUCAUCCCCUGGGCUGAUCUCAUCCCCCCUUGGACGUGUCCCCCACCCCUGUACGGAUGGUGCUGCAGGGGGUCCAUUGCUGAUGCCAGGCGAUCCCCAGGCAGAUACGGCCGUGCUCCGGCUCAGAGACGGGCCAUGGCUGCCCAGGUGGCUCCCCCAGCCGCUCUCAGGCUCCCGUUCCAGCCCCCACCGGGAUGUGGCCUGGUUCCCAAAGAGGAAGUGGAAGAGCCAGAUGCCCACGGAGCCGUCGACAUGGAGAUGCAUCGUCUGCGCUUCAGGGGGUUCCGCUACCAGGAGGCUGAGGGACCCCGGGAGGCAUACGGCCACCUCUACCUCCUCUCCCGGGCGUGGCUGAGGCCGGAGCAGCGCUCCAAGGAGCAGAUGCUGGAGCUGCUGGUGCUGGAGCAGUUCCUGAGCAUCCUGCCCCAGGAGAUCCAGAGCUGGGUAGGGGGGUGUCACCCCCAGACCGGGGAGCAGGCUGUGGCUCUGGCAGAGGGUUUCCAGUUAGCCAAGCAAGAGCCCGGAAUAUGGCAGCAGCAGGAGGAGCUGGUGAUGUGGAAGGAGGAGACUGUGUGUUCCUCUAUGGCAGAGCAGGCAGAGCUGGAUCCAGGACAGGGCGAGAUCUGCAGGGAGGUUAAGGAGGAGAAUAAGGAAGACACUCUCAUUUUGCUGGAAGGAUUCACCAUCCCCGACCCGGCCGCGAUCCCCCAGAUGGAGCCUGAGGAAGAGCCGAGGGUCCCGAAUCUCCAGGGCUCUGAGGAAAGGUUGACCCCGAAAGGCGCCCGCCCAGCAGGUGCCAGGACACAUGAGGGGAAUCCCCAGUGGGAAGGACCCGUGGGAGCUGAGCCACCUGGGACGUCCCGGAGCCCCGAGCAGGGAGAUGCCUGUGGGACAGCAUGGCUGCAGGGAGACCCCCCAGGGGAGAAGAGACCUGCUGGGUGUGAUGACCCCCAGCCUCAGGGAACCCACAUGGGACACAAACCCCGUAAAUGCCCCGACUGCGGGAAGAGCUUCAGGUGGAACUCGGCGCUCCUCCACCACCAGCGAUCCCACACGGGGGAAAAACCUCAUCAGUGCAGGGAAUGUGGGCAACGUUUUGGGCAGAAAUCCACCCUGACGAGGCACCUGAGGAUCCACACUGGAGAGAGACCCUACACAUGUCCCCAGUGUGGGAAAAGCUUUAGCCAGAAGUACAGCCUGUCCCAGCAUCAGAUGACGCACCAGCAAGAGAGACCUCACAAAUGCACCGCAUGCGGGCAAAGCUUCGCUCUCAAAUCGUACCUUGUUCGACACUUGGUGAAACGCCACAUGGGACAGAAACCCUAUAAAUGCCUCCAUUGUGGGAAGCAGUUUGCUUGGAGCUCAGACCUGAGGAAGCAUCAGACGACCCACACGGGGGAGCGCCCCUAUAGAUGCCCCCAGUGCGGGGUAGGGUUCACCCAGAGGUUCAGCCUCCUAACACAUCAGAGGACCCACCUGAACGAGAGACCCUACAAAUGCCCCCACUGUGACAAGAGCUUCAACAGGCGAUCAGGGCUUGUCAAGCAUCAGAAGACCCACACGGGGGAAAAACCUCAUGAGUGCACCGAAUGCGGGCAAGGCUUCGGGCAGAAAUCAAACCUGACUAGACACCUGAGGAUCCACGCUGGGGAGAGACCCUACAAAUGUACCAAAUGUGGGAAAAGCUUCACUCAGAAAUCGAACCUGGUUCAACACUUGAUGAAACGCCAUAUGGGAGAGAAACGUGAUGCAGCAAAUGAGCCGGUGACUUGGGAGGAGGAGGCUGCGUGUUCCUCCAGGGCAGAGCGGGCAGCGCUGGCCCCAGAGCAGGGCAAGAUCUGCAGGGAGGUGAAGGAGGAGAAUAAAGAAGAGCCUUUGAUCUCACCGGGUGCCAGGACAGAGGAGGAGAAUCCACAGCAGGAAGAGCCUGCAGGAGCAGAGCCGAAUGAGAUGUCCUGGAGCCCUGAGUGGGAAGACCCCAGCGGAGCAGGAUGGCAGCAGGGAGACCCCGUGGGUGAGGAGAGACCUGUUGGGUGUGAUGAUCAUAAUCCUCAGAGAGCCCACGUGGGACAGAAACCCCAUAAAUGCCCCGACUGUGGGAAGAGUUUCAGGGGGAACUCGGCGCUCCGCCAUCACCAGCGAUCCCACGCGGGGAAAACACCUCAUCAGUGCAGGGAAUGUGGGCAAAGCUUUGUGCAGAAAUCAAACUUGACUAGACACCUGAAGGUCCACACAGGGGAGAGACCCUACACAUGUCCCCAGUGUGGGAAAAGCUUUAGUGAGAAAUGCAACCUUUCCCAGCAUCAGUUAAUGCACCGGCAAGAGAGACCUCACAGAUGUACCGAAUGCGGGCAAAGUUUUGUGCAAAAAUCGACCCUGACCAGACACCUGAAGGUCCACACUGGGGAGAAACCCUACACAUGUCCCCAGUGUGGGAAAAGCUUUCGUCAGAAGUACAGCCUGUCCCAGCAUCAGCUAAGGCACCAGGAAGAGAGACCUCACAAAUGUACCACAUGUGGGCAAAGCUUCGCUCUCAAAUCGUACCUUGUUCACCACCUGAUGAAAUGCCCCAUGGGAGAGAAAUCCUAUAAAUGCCCCGAUUGUGGGAAACUGUUUUCUCGGAGCUCAUAUCUUAGGAAGCACCAAAUGACCCACAUGGGGGAACUUCCCACAGAUAUCUCCAGUGCAGGGUAGGGUUCACCCAGAGAUUCAACCUUCUGGUGCAUCAGAGGACCCACACAAGUGAAAGACCCUACGGCUGCUUGGACUAUGGGAACAGCUUCAGUUGGAGAUUGGGGCUUGUCCAGCACCAGAAGACUCACACGGGGGAAAAGCCUCAUGAGUGCACUGAAUGUGGGCAAGGCUUCAGGCAGAAAUCAAACCUGACUAAGCACGUGAAGAUCCACACCAGGGAGAAGCCCUAUAAAUGUCCCCAGUGUAGGAAAAGCUUUUGUUAGAAGAUUGCCCUUUCCCAGCAUCUGGUUAUACACACCGGCAACGGAGCCCUCACAAAUGCAGCAAGUGUUGGAAAGCUUCACUGUCAAAUCAAACUUUGCUGAACACCCGAUGCCAUAAAUGUAAGUUCAGAUUAAAUGCGUUCAGAUGAAAUGCGAUCUAGCAUCGCAAUAGGGACUCCACACAAGCUAGAAACCAUUGGCAUGGUACUUUGUUUUCUUGGAGUGGGGCACUUCUCCACUCAUAUAUAUUAAAAAUUACAAGGUUCAAAGUUCAUGGAUGGGUAGUAGCGGCUUAUUUAUGGUGACAGGUGUGAGAUUUGGGAGGGGGAAGGAGCUGGUGAAGGAAGGAAGAGAUGUUUCACUGGAGCGAGAUGGUUAGUGGAAAUUUCAAGGUAAUAUUAUUAGGUGUUGGGGGGAAAGUGAUUGCCAGGGACUGGCAGGAACCAAAAACAGAGAGAGCCUGGUUGUGUCUAGGGACUUAUGGUGGUAUAAUUAACCAGGUAUAUUUGUGAUGGUAAAAUUCCCCAUGUAGACGAGCCCAAAUAAGAUCCACCUGGACAAUAAGAAAAUGGUUCAUAUCAUGUGAGACUGAAGGUCUUAUAGCGCAAACUGUUACCCCGAGAACCAAAGCACAUGUUUUCAUCCCAAAUGCGAAACUAUACAUCUGCUGUGCUUAUCAAUCAAAUAUACCAUGGAUGACCUGUUUUGUCCUAUCAAUAUGUCUUCAACCCCAAAUUUAGAAGCUGCGCACUUGUCUGCUCUGUGAAUCUGAUAAACUCUCUCUCUCUAUGUAGAUAACAUCUUCUGGGCUAUUGUGAGAACUAAAUAGUAUGAAAUGCGUCUAUACAAUCAAAGAACGUAUGGAAUUUAUCCACCAAAUUUAGAAGACUAUAAUGGAUUUUGUUUGUUUUCUUGGUAUAUGGUGGUUGCACUCCAGAAGCAAUAGGCAUUGGAUAGCACAAAACGGAAGAUUGAAAGAUAUAACCACCUCACCAGCGUACAGCCUUGAAUUAUUAAAAGAAAUUGCUUAAAAGGGGUGAAAUUCCAA